GGUGUCCGAUGGGCAAAAUCUCGUCGUACCUCCACGACGACGUGCACGAAGGCGACACGCUGCAAGUGUCGGUGCCCUGCGGCGACUUUUUCUUGCAGGACGCCAGUGACAAGCCGAUCGUGCUCCUUAGCGGCGGCGUCGGCAUCACGCCCUUGGCCGCCAUGGUCCACGACCUCCUCGACAAGAACGUGCCCAACACAAUCCUAUUCGUACACGCGGCGCGGUCGCCGGCCGUCGAGGCGCUUCGCGACGAACUCCGCGCGCGGACGGCAGACAAUGUGUCGUUUGUGAGCGUGUACGGCUCGCCGGUCGACGGCGAGCGCCACGGCCGCCUCAGCGCCGACCUCCUCGACGAGAUCAUUCCCACCAAGGACGCGCACUACUACUUUUGCGGUCCGCCGGGCUUUAUGCGCUCUGUGCGCGACAUUGUCCUAUCGCAGUGGCACAUUCCGGCGUCGCAAGUCCACUACGAGUUUUUCGGACCCCACGACGCGUAA
This is a messenger RNA of Saprolegnia diclina VS20, 497 nucleotides long. RefSeq lists its product as hypothetical. The transcript has a single exon. The record is from RefSeq and is a predicted model, not a curated record. The coding region runs from base 9 to 497 and encodes 162 amino acids. Gene Ontology annotation, molecular function: oxidoreductase activity. NCBI's taxonomy places the organism in Eukaryota, Oomycota, Saprolegniomycetes, Saprolegniales, Saprolegniaceae.